Malassezia globosa CBS 7966 is the source of this 684-nucleotide messenger RNA. RefSeq lists its product as uncharacterized. The record is from RefSeq and is a predicted model, not a curated record. The coding region runs from base 1 to 684 and encodes 227 amino acids. Gene Ontology annotation, molecular function: RNA binding. Gene Ontology annotation, biological process: positive regulation of mRNA splicing, via spliceosome. NCBI's taxonomy places the organism in Eukaryota, Fungi, Basidiomycota, Malasseziomycetes, Malasseziales, Malasseziaceae. The transcript has a single exon. Gene Ontology annotation, cellular component: U12-type spliceosomal complex; nucleolus; U2 snRNP.
AUGUCGCGGAACUUGGAGCGAAACCAAGAAGCCACCUGCUACGUUGGCAAUUUAGACGAACGUGUGACGGAUGAGAUUAUUUGGGAGCUCAUGCUUCAAGUAGGUCCUGUGGCGCAUAUUUAUCUUCCGAAAGAUCGCAUAUCUCAGAUGCAUCAAGGGUAUGCAUUUGCGGAAUAUUGCACAGAAUCUGAUGCUGAGUAUGCCUGUCGAAUCAUGAAUGGUAUUAAGCUGUAUGGUAAACCCAUUCGCGUAAAUAUGUCUUCAAAUGAAAAACAGGUGGUAGAUAUUGGCGCAAAUCUGUUUGUGGGCAACCUCGAUUCUGGCGUGGAUGAACGACUCCUGUACGAUACGUUCGCUACGUUUGGUGGUAUUCUCGGAGCACCGAGAAUAGCUCGUGAUCCAACAACAAACGAAUCAAAAAAUUACGGAUUUGUGUCUUUUGAUUCGUUUGAAUCAGCGGAUGGCGCUAUAGAGUCGCUAAACAACCAGUUCCUACUGAACAGGCCUAUGACCGUCAUGUACGCUCUUCGUAAAGAUGCGAAGAAUGGCGAACGCCACGGGACCCAGGCUGAGCGUCUCGUUGCUGCACAGGCGCGAAAGAAUCACGUGCUUCCUACCGCGCAGGACCCAUAUGGCAUGCCAGCUAUGUCGUGGUCCUCUGCGGGCAGCAAACCCUCACUAUGA